AUGGAGACCAAAAAACGAACAACCUCUGAGAAAAAAAGGCCAAGGAUAACAAUGCACGUAAGUGAUUUUUUAACUGAAACAAUUGGUAGACUUAAAUUAUCAGAUGAACAAAAAUUGGUGGUUGGAGAAAAUUUUCCUCAUGAAGCUCAAGUCAUAAUAUGUCCUGGAAAGAAUGCUGAUGGACGGUGGAAUCUUGAACAACUCAUAGAUCAAGGCUAUACCAAUUUCGAAUUAACACAUCCUGAUAUGAUUGCAGUAUUUGCAUUUGAUCAUUCAUCAAGCCAUACCAAAGUAGCAAAUGAUUCUAAAAGAACCAAGGUAGAAACUGAUGAAAGCGCAG
This is a messenger RNA of Entrophospora candida, 340 nucleotides long. The record is from the annotation of a GenBank genome assembly. Lineage: Eukaryota; Fungi; Glomeromycota; Glomeromycetes; Entrophosporales; Entrophosporaceae.